This is a messenger RNA of Penicillium vulpinum, 927 nucleotides long. RefSeq names its product lactonase family protein. Bases 1 to 927 code for a protein of 308 amino acids. Gene Ontology annotation, molecular function: protein binding; 6-phosphogluconolactonase activity. The transcript is spliced from 2 exons. The record is from RefSeq and is a predicted model, not a curated record. Lineage: Eukaryota; Fungi; Ascomycota; Eurotiomycetes; Eurotiales; Aspergillaceae.
AUGCAAUCGAGACUUCUGAGACAGUUCAGCACCGGAAGACAAUACCCCUUGAAGGAAAUUGUGCGUAUUGAACAUGACUCUCAGCUGGUUCAACAUACUAAGGAGCUCCUUAAUUACCCAGGUAUCGAUUCUCAAGCCAUCUUUGUCCAAAGUUUACCCGUAUCUCCAUACACAGUCUACGGGGUGACAUUUGGCGGCAACAGGUCAUGUGGAAAUGUGAUGUCGGUCGACCAUGAAGGCUCACUUUCUCGCAUCAUUCAGUCCUUUGAUUACCAGAUAGGAUCUGGGGUUCAUGGAUUGACAAUUGGUCCUAAUCAUGAUGUCCUCUACUCUGCAGACGAUUCAGGAAAUUCCCUUUGGGCACACUCAAUUAACUCCGAUACUGGUCAAGUUGAGUUCCUGGAUCGCAUUGCUGCUCCGAACUAUGGUUCCGAUCCUCGUCAUAUUACCGUUCAUCCUAAAGGCAAGUUUGCAUACGUGGUUUUCGAAGGGACGAACAAGCUCGUCCUCUACAGAAUUGACCCAAAAGACAAAACGCUUGCAUCUGCCAAAUCGUUUCCUUUGAUACCUCCAGGUUACCCAAAUAGCGAAUAUUGGUCAGACGAAGUUCGAUUAUCAUACUCCAACUCCUACAUCUGGGCCACCUCCCGAUCUCAUCGCUCAAGCUACCCAGGAUACAUCAGCGCCUUUUCAAUUUCGGAGACAGGUGACAUCUUGUCUCAGUUAUUUCUGACUCCAACGACUACGUCAGGGGGUAUGGCUAAUGCAGUCGCGCCGUCUACUUCUAGCGAUGAAUUCGUUGCUAUUACAGAUAGCGAGAAAGGGCUCAUACAGAUCUGGAGGUUUACUGGUCGCCGGACUGAGGUAGUAGCUACGUUGGAUCUUCGGGAUGGAGGCUGUUGUGCGAAUGCUUUCUGGUACGACUGA